Messenger RNA from Piliocolobus tephrosceles (Ugandan red Colobus), 975 nucleotides. It is a transcript of the gene G0S2, whose product is annotated as G0/G1 switch 2. The record is from RefSeq and is a predicted model, not a curated record. NCBI's taxonomy places the organism in Eukaryota, Metazoa, Chordata, Mammalia, Primates, Cercopithecidae. Gene Ontology annotation, cellular component: mitochondrion. Gene Ontology annotation, biological process: positive regulation of extrinsic apoptotic signaling pathway. The transcript has 2 exons. Bases 265 to 576 code for a protein of 103 amino acids.
GUUCCCCGGGCUCUGGCCGAGCCAGUCUGGGCCCAGGAGCCCAGGAGGCGUGUCUCGGAGAAAAUAUAUAAGCGGCCUCCGGACGCUAAAGCGGUGCCAGCGGCGGAGUCUCCAACUGGAAGAGCUGCAGCUGCCGAGCGGAGGAGAACGCCGAGGCCAGUCGGACCGACGGACACGCUGACCGCCGCCAACUGCAGCUCGCGCUGCCUCCUGCUCGCGCCCUGCCACUAAGGUCACUCCCGCCUCCGAGAGCCCAGAGCCGAGAUGGAAACGGUCCAGGAGCUGAUCCCCCUGGCAAGGGAGAUGAUGGCCCAGAAGCGCAAGGGGAAGAUGGUGAAGCUGUACGUGCUGGGCAGCGUGUUGGCCCUCUUCGGCGUGGUGCUCGGCCUGAUGGAGACUGUGUGCAGCCCCUUCACGGCCGCCAGCCGUCUUCGGGACCAGGAGGCAGCCGUGGCGGAGCUGCAGGCCGCCCUGGAGCGACAGGCUCUCCAGAAGCAAGACCUGCAGGAGAAAGGCAAGCAGCAGGACGCCGUCCUCGGUGGCCGGGCCCUCUCCAACCGGCCACACGCCUCGUAGGAACUGUGGGAGACCAGCGGAGUGGGAGGGAGAGGCAGCAGACAGAGACAAACAGACCGAAAGAGGAAGGGAGAGACAGAGGGGUCGAGCGCACAGGAGCCUGACUCCGCUGGGAGAGUGCAGGAGCACGUGCUGUUUUUUAUCUGGACUUAACUUCAGAGAAACCGCUGACAUCUAGAACUGACCUACCACGAGCAUCCAACCAAAAGGAGUUUGGGAUUGAGUUUUGCUGCUGUGCAGCACUGCAUUGUCAUGACGCGUCCAAUACUGUGUGAAUUCUCUAAAUGCGUCUACCAUUUUGCACUAGGGAGGAAGGAUAAGUGCUUUUUAUAUUAUUAUUAAUAAUUAUUACAAUGACCACCAUUUUGCAUUUUGAAAUAAAAAACUUUUUAUACCAUA